UAGAGAGAGAAAUAGAGAGGAGAAGACUGUGGAACUCACAUUUUGUUUUUCUUGCAAAGAAGUUCCCUUUGGUGUGUAUCUUUGUCUGUAUUUGCAGAUGUUUGUGGAAAAAGGGGAAGACAAACGGCAAGAAAAACUUAUUAUUCGGCGGAUCAGAUUCUAGUGUUGAAUCUCAAUUGGGUCUCGAUCUAAGCUUCUAAAAAGCUCUUCUCUUUUUCCUUUUCAAGCUUCGAUUUUGAUUCUCUCUCUAUGAAUCUGUGCUGCUAAACAUGGACCAAUCUGUUCCCCGACGCUCCCCUAAUGCUCAAAGGGUGUUUCGAGUUCAAGCUCCACUGGUUGAUUCUGUUUCAUGUUAUUGCAAAGUAGAUUCUGGCCUAAAGACAGUUGCGGAAGCAAGGAAAUUUGUCCCUGGAUCAAAGCUCUGUAUCCAGCCUGACAUCAACCCCAAUGCACAUAAAAGCAAAAACUCACGUAGAGAGAGGUCUAGAGUACAGUCGCCACUCCUGCCUGGCCUUCCUGAUGAUCUUGCCAUUGCAUGUCUGAUUCGAGUUCCUCGUGCUGAACACCGUAAUCUUCGUUUAGUUUGUAGGAGAUGGUCUCGCCUCCUGGCUGGCAACUUCUUUUACUCUCUUCGGAAAAGUCUUGGAAUGGCAGAAGAAUGGGUUUAUGUCUUCAAGCGAGACCGUGAUGGAAAGAUAUCGUGGAAUGCUUUUGACCCUAUCUAUCAGCUCUGGCAGCCACUUCCUCCAGUCCCAAAAGAGUACUCUGAGGCCCUUGGUUUUGGUUGUGCUGUUUUAAGCGGUUGUCACCUAUACUUGUUUGGAGGGAAGGAUCCACUAAGGGGGUCCAUGAGACGUGUCAUCUUUUAUAAUGGCAGGACAAACAAGUGGCAUCGGGCACCAGAUAUGCUUAGAAAACGUCAUUUCUUUGGUUCGUGCGUCAUAAAUAACUGUCUUUAUGUGGCUGGUGGUGAAUGUGAAGGACUUCAAAGGACUCUACGUUCUGCUGAAGUUUAUGAUCCUAACAGAAACAGAUGGAGUUUCAUUACAGACAUGAGCACUGCUAUGGUACCCUUCAUUGGUGUUGUUUAUGAUGGAAAGUGGUUUCUUAAGGGUCUGGGGUCACACCGAGAGGUCAUGAGUGAAGCCUAUGAUCCUAAAACUAAUACCUGGACUCCAGUCAGUGAUGGGCUGAUUGAUGGUUGGCGUAACCCUAGCAUCUCUCUGAAUGGACGGCUCUAUGCCCUGGAUUGCCGGGAUGGGUGCAAGCUGAGGGUUUAUGAUGAAGCCACAGAUUCAUGGAACAAAUUUAUUGAUAGUAACCUCCAUCUAGGAAGCUCCCAGGCUUUAGAGGCUGCUGCUCUUGUUCCCCUUAAUGGGAAGCUUUGCAUCAUCCGUAAUAAUAUGAGCAUAAGUCUGGUUGAUGUUUCCAGUCCUAAUAAACAUGUUGAAAGUAACCCUCACCUUUGGGAAAAUAUUGCUGGAAGAGGUCAUUUCAGGACUCUUUUUACAAACAUAUGGUCAAGUAUAGCAGGGCGAGGUGGUUUGAAGAGCCAUAUUGUGCAUUGUCAGGUGCUUCAAGCAUGAGAUACAUAAUUCAUUUUUCUCAAUUCAUGCAAUUUGUUUAGAUUUGUCAUGCUGUGAAUCAGAUGACAAAUGUUUCAUUUGUUCUAGUUCACCAACAUUUGGGGUUCUGUCCCUUGAAUCAGAAGGCUGCCAAUACUCUUCAUUACCAUUCCCAAAGUUUAUAUGCAGAAAUUGAUAUCCAAGGUGAUUUCACCUGGUGAAUUCUAUGACGUCCACAUUACAGGCGUUCUGCUUCUAGUUGAGGAGUGAUGAGAUGAUAAUAGUGAAGGGUGCCCUUGAAGUACCACAGAGAAACAUUUAUGGCCUCUCUGAAGGACCUGAUACUGGACCCUGAUGGUGCUUUAAUAUUGUAAAGCUGCACAACUUGAGGCAGUUUGAUGUUGAUCCCGGCUAUAGAACUUUGAGAUCGUUUUAUUUCUUUACAUUAGUGAAGAUAGCUGAUACCUGUAAAUCUUUUUAUUUGGCUGUAGGUCUCGUCUUUCUCUCUGUUUCCCUUUCCUUUUUCUUUCCUUUUUGGUGGGUCUUAUCUCUGUAGCCUCGAAUCUCUGAGGCGCUUUCUGUUUGUAAAUGGUUUAUUUUACAAUGAAUCAAUAUAUGGUCGCAUCGUUUAAUGUUUCCUGAUUGUAUUUAAAUCUCAAGAUGGAAUAAGCAACAAAGGUACAG
Messenger RNA from Rubroshorea leprosula, 2249 nucleotides. The record is from the annotation of a GenBank genome assembly. NCBI's taxonomy places the organism in Eukaryota, Viridiplantae, Streptophyta, Magnoliopsida, Malvales, Dipterocarpaceae.